Messenger RNA from Racocetra fulgida, 708 nucleotides. Lineage: Eukaryota; Fungi; Glomeromycota; Glomeromycetes; Diversisporales; Gigasporaceae. The record is from the annotation of a GenBank genome assembly.
AUGGACCUUGGAUUUAAGUUGACAGUUCCUGUAAUGUCCGACGCCUUUCAUAUCUUUGAAAAUCGUCUUGAAAUUAUUGGCGAUACAUUAAUAGAAGCAUUUGGAAAUGUACGGAAUGAAUCCGGCGCAACAAUUGCUAGUAAUUGUCUUGGAGAUGUCAUCAAACCAGAAAAAAACUUGAAAAAACAAGAUGUGUUAUACUUUUUAUAUUCGAAAAUCCAUCAAAACAAUAAAGAGGAGGUUAUCAUGAAAAUUUUGGAUAUGCAUAAAGUUGGCCUCCAUGGAUUAGAAGAACCAAUUAAAUAUAGAUUCCUUACAUUAUCUCCUAUAUUUUACAAAUGGGUUAUUGAAGCAUUUGACCCAUGUACAGAAAUAACCAGAAAAUGUUUUGAUGACAUCCUUGAAUCUCGUAUUUGUGCAGAUUUGUAUCUUCAACAGAAUCCUGGCCAAGAUAUUCCCGGGGACAUGACAGAUAGUGCAUUUAAAGCUAUUCGUUCUUUGUAUCGUGAUUAUUGUAAUGAAAAUGUGCCAUUUGGACUUUCACAUUUGCAAUACUUGACCAAAUCUCGUGCUAUAGACAUAAUUCGGCCCUUUUUUGAAAUCGCGUUACCAAAUAUCCUUCAGAAUAAUGGAUCAAACCGACUCAACAACGAUUUAAAAUUCAAUUAUAAAAAUGAUGUAGAUGCCAGCGAGUGGAUUAAAAAGCUC